AUGGAGUCUGAGGAGAGUAAGAAAAAAGAACCAAAAAGUAUAUCCGAAAAUAACGAUAAAAAAAGAGUAUAUAAAAAUGAAGAAAUGAAAAGAUAUUCAAAAGAUAAGAGAAGUUCUUCUAGAACAAGAAGAAGUCGAUCAAAUUCUCAUGGAAUUAGGCGGAAUUCAUCAGAUAAUUAUUCAAAAGGGAAAUACAUAAAGAAAAAAAGAAGAAAAGAUAAAAGUUCUGAAAGCAGUCAUAGUUCUUCUCCAAUGUCAUCUGAGAGUUCUAAUGACAAUUAUAGUUCGGAUGAAUAUAGGAGAAAAAAAAGAAAGAAAAAAAGGGAAAACAGAUAUGAAAGAAGUGAAAAAAGUGAUAAAAGAAAAAAAAAAAAAAAAUCAAGUAAAUUAAAUCCAAAUUUAUCAACUUCACAUGAACGAUCCAGGUCAAGAGAGAGAAAAAGAAGAAAAUUACAAGCGGAAUGUAUUAAAAGGGCAGGUGGAUUUAAAAAAUUAGCUGAUAUGGAAGGGCAUGAAACAACUAAUGUUUUUUGGGAUGGUUUUCAAUGGGUAGCUAAAACCAAUCAAUCCAAUUUGUUUCAUUUAGAUCCAGCUGUAAUGAAUUCUACAAGAAAAUUGAGAAGAUUGUAUUUUGGAAAUUUGCCAUUGCAUUUAGGAUUAAGUGAAAAUGCUUUUCAAGAAAUUGUAUGGAAUGAAAUGAAAAAAAGAAAAUAUUGUAAUGAUGAAAAUAUUAAUCCUGUUUUAUAUGUUUGGUUUGCAAAAGAUAAAGGUAAUUAUGGUUUCGUUGAAUUUGCUACUGUUGAAGAAACAGAGAGAGCUCUUACUAUGGAUGGUAUGUUAUGCAAAGGUGUCGCUCUUAAAGUUUCAAGGCCAAAUGAUUAUUCUACAAACACUGUUAAGCAAAAUCAGAAUUUAUUACUUCAAAAUAUUAGUAAACAAAAUAAUAAUAUAUUAAAUGUCAUGAAUCCAACUAAUAUAAAUAACUCUUAUUCUAAACCACCUCCUCCACCUGGUGCUCCACCUUUAUCUUUACUCAAAGAUACACUAGAAUCUAACUUAAUGAAUCAAGGAAAUUUUUCCACCAAGUAUUUGAGGGUUUUAGAAAUUGUAUCAAAAGAAUCUAUUAAUGAAGAAGAUUAUACAACAAUUUUAGAAGAUAUAAAAGAUGGAUUUCAUAGUCAAGGAAUAAUUAUUAACGCUAUUUUGAUUACUCCUAAGUAUGCACAAAAUACACCAUUUGAUAUUGGAGAUGUUAUUAUAGAAUUUGAAAAUCCUACUUCAGUUGAUAAUAGUAUCAUUAAUAUGUCAAAUAGAAAAUAUGAAGGAAGGGUUAUCAAAAUGGAAAAAUGUGAUGAACAUACAUACAAUACUUAUGUAAAACCAAUAAUCAAAGAUUUAUAUGAAAAAAAAUUAUUAUAA
Messenger RNA from Plasmodium gallinaceum, 1419 nucleotides. RefSeq names its product RNA-binding protein, putative. Gene Ontology annotation, cellular component: U2-type prespliceosome; commitment complex; U2AF complex. NCBI's taxonomy places the organism in Eukaryota, Apicomplexa, Aconoidasida, Haemosporida, Plasmodiidae. The coding region runs from base 1 to 1419 and encodes 472 amino acids. The record is from RefSeq and is a predicted model, not a curated record. Gene Ontology annotation, molecular function: poly-pyrimidine tract binding; pre-mRNA 3'-splice site binding. The transcript has 2 exons.